Eublepharis macularius is the source of this 6536-nucleotide messenger RNA. It is a transcript of the gene ME2, whose product is annotated as malic enzyme 2. The record is from RefSeq and is a predicted model, not a curated record. Gene Ontology annotation, biological process: malate metabolic process; pyruvate metabolic process. Gene Ontology annotation, cellular component: mitochondrion. NCBI's taxonomy places the organism in Eukaryota, Metazoa, Chordata, Lepidosauria, Squamata, Eublepharidae. Gene Ontology annotation, molecular function: malate dehydrogenase (decarboxylating) (NADP+) activity; NAD binding; malate dehydrogenase (decarboxylating) (NAD+) activity. The transcript is spliced from 16 exons. The coding region runs from base 65 to 1816 and encodes 583 amino acids.
GAGCAGCAUCAGGCGAGUAGAGGGUUGCAGCUAAAGGCAGGAGGGGUCUGGCAAACUGUAAGAAAUGUUUUCUCGAUUAAGGAUAGCUGUCGCUCCCUGUGCACUGGCGUGCCGCGGCGCACACACCAAAGAAAAAGGGAAGUUGCUGAUGCUGAACCCCAGGACAAAUAAGGGUAUGGCUUUUACAUUAAAAGAACGACAAAUGCUUGGACUCCAAGGACUUCUGCCUCCAAAGAUAGAGACGCAAGACAUCCAAGCCAUGCGUUUCCAUAGAAACCUGGCCAAAAUGACCGACCCUUUGGAAAAGUACAUCUACAUAAUGGGGAUCCAGGAAAGAAACGAGAAGUUAUUCUACAGGGUGUUGCAAGAUGAUAUCGAGCGGUUAAUGCCAAUUGUUUAUACACCAACUGUAGGCCUAGCGUGUACCCACUAUGGACAUAUUUUUAGAAGGCCAAAGGGAUUGUUCAUCGCCAUAACUGACAGGGGCCAUGUUAGAUCGAUUAUAGGUAACUGGCCAGAAAAUGAUGUAAAGGCUGUGGUGGUCACUGACGGAGAGAGGAUAUUGGGCCUUGGUGAUCUGGGUGUGUACGGCAUGGGCAUCCCUGUCGGUAAACUCUGCCUGUACACAGCAUGCGCCGGCAUACGACCCGAUAAGUGCCUCCCUGUUUGCAUCGACGUUGGAACCGACAAUCAGACGCUCCUGCAAGAUCCAUUUUAUAUGGGGCUGUACCAGAAACGAGACCGCUCACAGCUUUAUGAUGACCUCAUCGAUGAGUUCAUGGAAGCCAUUAUAGACCGGUAUGGCCAAAGCACACUCAUUCAAUUUGAAGACUUUGGAAACCACAACGCUUUCCGCUUUUUGAGGAAGUACAGGGAGAAAUAUUGCACCUUCAAUGACGACAUACAAGGAACGGCUGCCGUGGCCUUAGCUGGUUUGCUGGCAGCGCAGAAGGUUAUUGGGAAACCACUCACAGAACACCGGAUUUUGUUCCUUGGCGCGGGAGAGGCAGCCCUUGGAAUUGCCAAUCUCAUAAUCAUGGCUAUGGUGGAAGGGGGUCUUUCCAUGGAAGAAGCUCAUAAGAAGAUCUGGAUGUUUGACAAAUUUGGCUUAUUGGUUCAGGGCCGGGAACAAAAAGUGGAUGCCAACCAAGAACCCUUCAGUCAUCCAGCCCCGGACCAAAUGCCGAAGACCUUCUUAGAUGCAGUGAAUGUUCUUCAACCUUCUGCCAUCAUUGGAGUCGCAGGUGCUGGCCGGCUCUUUUCCCAUGACGUGAUCCAAGCAAUGGGCUCCAUCAAUCAGAGACCAAUCAUAUUUGCACUGAGUAACCCUACUGCAAAAGCUGAAUGCACUGCCGAGGAUGCAUACACGUUAACAGAGGGGCGUUGCCUGUUCGCAAGCGGCAGUCCGUUUGAGCCGGUGAAGCUGAGCGACGGGCGAGUCUUUAGACCAGGCCAAGGAAACAAUGCUUACAUAUUUCCAGGUGUCGCUCUUGCUGUUGUUCUCAGUGGCGUUCGACAUAUUAGCGAUAAAGUCUUCCUGGAAGCUGCAAAGACCUUGACCGCACAGCUGAGUGAGGAGGAAUUAUCUCAGGGAAGGUUGUACCCACGACUCAGCAACAUCAGAGAGGUUUCCAUUAACAUUGCUGUUAAAGUUAUGGAGUAUUUGUAUGCCAACCACAUGGCUUUCCAUUACCCCGAGCCCAAGGACAAGAACCAGUACAUACGGUCCAACGUUUGGAGCAACGAGUACGAUUCUUUUCUCCCAGAUUUGUAUGACUGGCCAGCGUCUAUAUCGUACCCACCGAAAAUGCAGUGACUCUUCUUCAGUGUGGAUUCCUCAGGUAGCAUCUGAAUUUUGCUGAGAGCCCCUUCUCCGACCAGUCUCCAGAUCAUAAGACAUGUAGCUCAUUUUUUUUAUUUUUUAUUUUAAACUUCCGUCAUAACCGUCCUUUCAGUUUCUCGUGGUGUGGAAUUUUGCCAGACACCGAAGACCUGGAUUCCGACAAAUGGACUAAUUGAAUACAGAAAGUUGCUUUGGUACUUUAAGUUCACUUCUAGAACCCAUGUUGCAAAGGUAAUCCAACCACGUACAGGUUAUCUUUAACUGUUUCUUGGCGUCUCAUCUUAGGCCUCGUUUUUUAUAUUCAGCAGAAUCAAACUGUGAUGUUUUUUCUGGAUUGCAUCACUUCAGGUUGUAGAUGGAAGGUUGCAUAUUUAAAUGCUUCCCCCAUGCAUACAGAAAAAUUAGCAAUUUGGGGAGAAGGAUGUGGCCUAACUUUCUGGCAUUCCUUUUUUUCUACUUGCAGGCAGUUACUAUUGCCGAACAUUCGCCUGUGGCCUCCCCCUGGGGCCUGAAGUGGUACAACCUAGAAGAAGCUCUACCACUCAGCCCUACUCUCUGUAUAAAUGGACCCUAUUUUUCAUCCCCAAAGGACUGCCUUUUGUAGGCUGGUUUCCUUUUGUGCUCUUUUGGACUUUGCAGUUGCCUAAUAUGCCGGAUUUGUGACAGUAGUCAAAGAUAGACUAGCCCAGAAAGGAUAUUUGUUUUCUGGAAGACGAAAGCUGCACGAUCCAGGUUUCUGAGCUUCGAGCGUGCAGCUUAGAUUUUGUGAACAUGUUUGGCAGAGCUCGGUAUUGCAGUCAAGCUUGGUAAAGAUGGCCUGGAUAUAUAUGGCUAAGUUGGCUGAUGGCUGGCUCUGAAUUUGAAACGGUUACUGUGUGACUUUGGUUUUGUGACACUCCUCUACUUAUCCCACCCACCCCACAAGCGAGAAGGCAUACACGUGGGUUGAGAUUUUGUUGCACUCUUUAACUUCAGUCCAGUAUCUCUGAUGUGUGUCCACAGCUCCAUCCCAUUUGCGUUGGCAUUGGGGGACCUCUUCCCAUAGUGGCACUCCAGUUCUGCCGUGAACGGGGCAAUUGGGCCACAUGGAAUCCUGUCUCAGACUUCCUCCUUGGACCACCGGAUCAGAUCCUCUAUUCAUCAGUUAGAGUUAUUCAUUUUACAAUUGUUUUUUUCCUGAAAUAGCUGCCAGUUGGGCCUUUUAGAAAAAAAAAACAGAUGUUCCCGGAAAGUACUUCUCUUGGAGAAGCAAAUCUUCAGUGUGGGUGUGAAAGGGGUUCUGCAGCCAGUGGAAUUCUGAAUGUAACAUUGGUUUUAAAAGUUGUGCAUUGCUUGGAAUUAAUGUCGAACUGCGCUGCAGCCUGACUUGGCUGUGGCUGGAAAAGUGGGCUCAGAUCAGGGUGGGUUUUAUUAAGAAUGCUGCUUAUGUCAUUUUCCCCCCUCUCUAAAAGAACACUCCAAGGCAAUAGCAGGAUCAUGCAAAUAGCGGAGAAUAUCACUAAAAUGCAUCACAGUAGAAUGGAAUAAGACACCGAACUGUGACAGGCCUCAAAGCUCAGAUGUAGUGGUCAGCUCCAAGAAAUACUCAUUGUAUGUAGAGAUGUUUUAAUGUCUUCAUGAAGGAAGGCUGCAGCCGUUUCCGUAUCUUUCACUGCCUCAGCACUGUUUGAAUGAUUGUCAGGUACAAUCCUGUUCUGUUUGUCAGCGCCAGACUUAAGCUUGCGACCAGUGUGAUGAUUCACACCAGGUAUGUACCAUGCUGGCGGUCAUCAGAGCAUGGUUUAUGUACCACCGUGCCCCCACGCCAUGUCAAUGGCACAAGUCUUGUCUAUGCCACUGCACCACACUGCAAAUGUACACCUUGCUUGCUUUGCUGAACUGCCGUUUCUUUUUCAGAAGGGGUUUCAGAGGUUAUGCACUUGCUUUGAGAUGGUGUCAGGGAACUGUAUAGGACUGGAUAGGACAUUUGCCAUCGAGCUCUUCUUUUACACAGGUGCAACUAAAUCAGGAAACAAACUCCUUGCGCGUUCAACAGAACAGCACGAGUGCAGAGAGGCUUUCUUGGCUUCUGGAUUCCCGUUUGUCUAAAAGUGAGAUACCAGGAUUCUUUUCCUAUUGCCAUUUGGGGGUUGCGGCAACUUGGUUGUAUGCUAUCCCUGCCUCCCCCGCUUGUGUUGUUUUGCUCGUCUGAUGGUUUCAUGCUCGUGAAGAAGAAAGAAGAAAUUUUUUUUUGCAUUGGCCGAAGGAACUGAAUGUAAAAGGAACGAUCGAGCUGGAAUUUUCCUGAGGGAUUCUCCGUAGAAAUAGCAGUUGCAGAAAAAGAUUGGGAGGAAGUCUCGUGGUUUUCAUUUUGGGGGGGGAGGAUUUUUUUCAGUGGAUUGUGCCCAGGGUCAGUGCCUACACCAUGUUUGUAUUUAAUAUCAGGGAUAGCAGAAUGGGCUGCCGGCCCUGUGAGGCUCUAAGGCAGGACUGUACGUGCAGGAUACAAACAGCCUGCAAUAUCCUGUGUGUAGGGAGCAUUUUAGGGGUAUUUCCCCAGUUUACAGUUUGAUCACUUCCACGGUCCAUGUUUGGAUCUGAAAGAAGCCUAGUUGCUAUGUUUUAAUGGGCGUAAUUACCUUUGCACAACCGGACAUACAAUUUCAGAGGCUUCGGAAAUGGCAUAAUAUUUUGUGUCUGAUUUUGGAGCUAAGCACCUGUGUGUUAAACACAUGACAAGAUGUGCUUGAACAUGGGAGCGCUUCUGUACCAAGUGCUCCCUCCCCAUUGCACUUUUAAAGAUUAAUUUAACAUGAUCAAUCACCCAUUUUGCCUGUAAGUGCGGGCUGAACCCCUUCAGAUUGUAGGUGGGGAUCACGUGAAACUAUUCCCCAAAAGAAAAACAAACAAAAACCCUUACCACCUGCGAGGAAGCUAGACUUGAACCUUUUCCCCUUGUAUAUUAAUUUUGUAAGUAUAAGAUUUUUUUUAAUAUACUGGAGUAUUCAAAUAUUCAGGCACCCCCCCCCCCCCCCGAGUCUCAGGUGAUAAAAACCAGAAGCAGUUCCGUUACAGGAGCGCGCUGGUUGUGUAUAUCGGUUCCGAUUAAUUUGGUCUUCCUUGCCCGGACAGGCGAUCUCAACCCAUCUUUCACUGCCAUCGCUCAAAGGAAGAUCCUUGGCAGGCAAAUAAAAACAUUUUAGUACAGAAAUGUAAUUUUUGGAAAAGAAAGGGAAUAUAUCAUUACUUACUGUAUACUUGUUAAAGGGAACAAGUAUACUUAAUGUAUGCUUGUUAAAGGGAAUAUAUCCUUGGGGGUUUUUUGUGUGUGUAUGCAUGUCCCUCUGAGCUUUUGGCAAACUCUUGAUAUUGAAGAUGCUUUUAGAACUGGGUAUAAGCUUCCUCGCAGUGUAGAUUUGUUAUUUAAUUUGUUUGACUUACAACAUGGUUUUCUUUCUUGCACUUUCCUGUUUCUUCUUCCCCCUUUUAAGAUAUGACGUAAGCUGUAUUUUAACAAUGUCUCUCGAGCCCUUCUACAGGAAGCGCACCUUUCCUUAUUGGUCAUCUUAAUCUGUGUCAAAAGAACAACUGCCCCCUUAAAACAACGUUAAAGAGAACUGGUUUACUCAACAGAAACUUGGGAUUUGGGGAUGAAAUUCUUCCUUGUCCAGCAAAAAACAUGGCUCGAGUCCCUCUCCCCCUUUCCAAACCUUCAAGGUCAGCAGUUAUUUUGGGGAGGCAUAUCCACAAGACAGCCCGUGCUGCAUCAGUCAUGUACGUGCUGUGCAUAGUAGAAGAUAGCUGAUGAGCCCCGCUUCUGUCUCCCCCCCGCCCCCCCACUGCUGGCCUGAGGGUUGGGGGACUCUCAGAGUGGGAUGUGGCAUGGAGUGUACAGGAAGAGGAAAUCAGUGAAAAUCUGUCUAAGGUGCACACAUGCAUUUAUGGAAGAGCUCGCUCAAAGGGGAUGGGAGAUGAUUUCUGCCAAUUUCCUUUUAUCUGAAGACCGUUGUGCCACAUUUAUCACUGUUUUGGAGAGUUCCCUGAUGCUCAGGACCAGCUUUGGGGGGCCUCACAGCUUUGGGGGGCCUGUGACUCUUUUUGUUCAUGGUUUGUUGUUUCCAACUCUGUUUUCGGAUCCGGGGUGAAUUCAACAUGGACAGCUUCACAAAUUGCACCAUGGUUAGCCCUGGCUGAUGUUGUUGAAAGUCAGCAUGGGCCUUUCUUGCAUGUGUGUAGUUCUGUGAAUUGUCCGUGCAACUGGGUCUGCACAUAGAAAGGAAAUUGAGCCCUUUCUUAGACAAAGGGAAACUAAGUGGCAGCUUUUCUAUUCUCCCAUGAAACUCUCAUCAAGCAGUGAAGAAGCUCGCCUGUCUGUGGAGGUCAGAAAGUCACCACAAGGGCCAAGGAACACAAAGCCAAAGGUGGCUGACCAGACAUUUCAUGUGACUGGUUUUGAAUAUUGUAAAAUAUGCUGGAGACCUGUUUAAAGAUGUCUGUGUGGUAGCAAUUUUCACAUUGUCCAAAUGCAAAUCUUCAGGAUGUAUCUUUUUCUGCCUCCCACCCCUUGAAUAUAGUUUGUUCGAAAAUAAUCUCUUGGGUGGCUUUAAAAGCAUCACUGUGGUUAAAAGAAUUUAUUUUUCACCUGUUUGUAAUACUGUAACUGUAUUGAGAUGUGUUAUGGCCUUCUAUUUUCAUAGUAAAAACCUUUCCUUUA